Messenger RNA from Vigna unguiculata (cowpea), 2425 nucleotides. Its product is annotated as sieve element occlusion protein. Lineage: Eukaryota; Viridiplantae; Streptophyta; Magnoliopsida; Fabales; Fabaceae. Gene Ontology annotation, biological process: phloem development. The record is from RefSeq and is a predicted model, not a curated record.
AAAUAUAGCAACAGAAUUAUCCAAUGAUAGAAGAACCUCGUAAAUUUUGCAGUGUGGCAUGCUAAUUUGGUGCAUUUCAACCUUGAGUUCCUUUUUUUUCUUAAUUUCAAACAUGCAACGUGAUAAUCUUAUAAAGAAGCUCCUCCUGACACAUGAUCCAGAUGGUCGUAGGUUGGAUUCUGAGGCAAUUCUUCUUGCUGUGGGCAACAUUAUGUUUCAUUCUUCCAAAAUAAUAGUGACUUCUAAUUUAUAUUCUGCUGCCUUUCAGAAGAAUGACAUAACUGAAAUUGAAACGAUUGGUUGUAGUGAAUCGGUAGGAUUCAUCAUUACAAAAAUAUGCAAGAUACUCUGCAGAUGCUCUGGUGAAGGUGAUAUUAACUCAAGGGUCAUAAAUCUGUUUGAUUUGAUAGGAAAGUAUAGCUGGGAUGCAAAAGUAGUUCUAGUGCUUGCUGCUUUUGCUGUAAGAUAUGGUGAAUUUUGGCAACUUAUGCAGCUACAUCGUGGUAACAGUUUGGCAGCUUUAAUUUCAAGUAUUAAGCAGCUUCCCUGCAACUUAAAGCCACUGAAGCUACAAAUCAAGGCAUUGAGCUUGUUGGUUGAGACCAUGAUGGAUGUGGCUAUGUGUAUAAUUAAGUUUGAAUACUUACCUCUUCAACAUGUUGAGCACGGAAAUCAUAUAUUCCGAGUCACAAAGUCUCAAAUAUACGAGGCUGCAUACUGGAUCGCCAGAAGCUGUUUAGCAUGUUUUUCCCAAGUCAAGGACUUCACAAUCAAGCCACAUGAGCAAGUGUACUCAGAUUCAGCAAUAAUUGCUGCUUGGGAGCUUUCGAGUUUGGCGUAUAGAUUAAGUGGUACAUGCUGCAAUCUUAGAAGACAGGUGGAUCUGUGUUACGAAGAAAUAGAGAGAAACUUGUAUCAGAGGCUGUUGGAUCUUGCUCGUGAGGAUCACAUUGAUAAUCAGAAGAUUCUCACUUUAUUUUUUCCUUCAAAUAAUUACUUGCCACUGAAGGAUUGCUCCACAGAAACAAAGUUAAGUGUGUCUGAGCUGAAAAACAAGUUAGUUCUGUUGUUGAUCACAAAACCACAGUUACUCAGCCCUGUAGAUCUAUUCUUACUUGUCCAGCAAACAUGCGAUCAUCCUCUGAACGAGAGGCUGAAGGAGAGUUAUAAGAUUGUGUGGAUUCCCCUUCCAUCUUCUGAUUCAUGGACUGAAGCUGAAGAAAGUAGUUUUAAUUUUCUGUCAGAUUCCUUGCCUUGGCAUGCUGUUCGGAAACCAAGGUUACUUAGCCCAGCAGUGAUCAAGUACAUAAGGGAAAGAUGGAACUACAAGGAUGAGCCCAUCAUGGUGGCUCUAGAUUCAAGAGGGAAGGUCACGAAUUACAAUGCUCUUGAUAUGAUCAACAUUUGGGGAGCCAAAGCUUACCCUUUUUCAGCUUCCAAAGAGGAAGAUCUGUGGCAAGACCAGAAUUUGACCAUGCAACUUUUGCUGGAUGAGAUCAAUCCUCUCCUUGCUUAUUGGGUUGAGCAAGGCAAAAGUAUUUGCCUUUAUGGGAGUGAAAACUUGGUUUGGAUCCAACAAUUCAAUGAUAAGAUAAAUGAGCUCAAACGAGCAGGUCUGCAGCUGGAAACAAUAUAUGUUGGUAAUAGUCAAUUGGGUGAACAUGUUAAGCAAAUAAUGGCAAGAAGUGGUGAAACUAGUCGCAGUGAUCCACUUUCCUUCACAAACGUGCAAUUCUUCUGGCUUCGGUUGGCGAGUAUGAGAAGAUCUAAACUCAGACUAGGGAAGACACAAAGUGGUGAUUCUGUACUAGCAGAGUUGUCAGCUUUGCUUGAAAUGGAUGAUAGGGAAGAAGGUUGGGCAGUGAUUGGAAGUGGGGGUUCAACAGAUAUUAUCAGGCUUCAAGGGAUGCAGGUGAUGGAAUUCUUAAGGAAAUGUUCUGUGUGGAGAGAAAAUAUAACCAAGUUUGGAUUGUGGGGUGCUCCAAGAAACAUCCUAGAAACUGAUUUUGUUGAAGGGAGUUGCACUCACUCUUACUUUGUUCCCUCAAGAGAAAAUGAAAGACCAAGUCAAGGAACUGUAAUUUGUCAAGUGUGCAAGCGUCCCAUGAAGAAGUUCGUGGUGUACAAGCCAUGAAUGAGACACACACAAUAGGUAAAUUGAACUGUCUAUUGUUGUGCAUGACUAAGCAAGAACAGAUAUAGGGAAGAAAAACCAACUCAAUUUGAUUUUUUCUGAAUCGAUUUUGUCUCUAGUUUAAUGUAAUAGUUGAGUGCUUUAAUUUUUUGAAGUGGUAUGAAUGUCAAGUCUUAACGACAGAGACAAAUUACAUUUUCGCAUUUCAUAUGUUUUUGUUUGUACUUCUGUUUGGUGAAGACUAUAACACAAUGAUACAUCUAUAUAGUCUUUGGAAUUCAUGCCAAGAAU